CGUGCGGGCCGUGACGUGGAGGCGGCGGCGGAACUACGUGUGCGUGUGUGUGCGUGCGGGUGUUUGGGUCGGGGCGCAGGAGGCGGCGGAAGUCGGCGGCGGCCUCUGGGUGAGGCCCGGCUGCGCCCCCGCCCCUCGCCCCCACCGCGGGGCCGCCUCCCCCUGCCCUCCUCGCGCCCUCCUCCUGCUGCAGCCCGGCCGGACAGACAGACAGAGGGACGGGCGGAACGGACAGACGCCGUGUGUGGCCGGGUCACAAACACAAGGCAGACAGGGAUGAAUACAAGAUUGGAAUAUCCUACCUGGAAGAAGUUAAAUUAUUUUGAGGCUGUUACCAGCAGAAGCACCCCUGAGUUCUGAAUCCUGGACUUGCUUUCAAGAACUUGAAACAAAGGACUUCUUUCUAGUUUGGGCAUGGCUAAUCGAGGAGCAACAAGACCCAAUGGGCCAAAUGCUGGAAAUAAAAUUUGCCAAUUCAAAUUAGUACUUCUAGGAGAGUCUGCAGUUGGUAAAUCAAGUUUGGUGCUUCGUUUUGUAAAAGGACAGUUUCAUGAGUUUCAAGAAAGUACAAUUGGAGCUGCUUUUCUAACACAGACUGUGUGUCUUGAUGAUACAACGGUAAAAUUUGAAAUCUGGGAUACAGCUGGGCAAGAGCGGUAUCACAGUUUAGCACCCAUGUACUACAGAGGAGCACAAGCAGCUAUAGUUGUAUACGACAUUACAAAUGAGGAGUCCUUUGCCAGAGCGAAAAAUUGGGUCAAGGAACUUCAGCGACAAGCAAGUCCUAACAUUGUAAUAGCUUUAGCAGGAAACAAAGCUGAUCUAGCUAACAAAAGAGCUGUGGAUUUUCAGGAAGCACAGGCUUAUGCAGAUGACAACAGUUUAUUGUUCAUGGAGACAUCUGCCAAAACAUCUAUGAACGUAAAUGAAAUAUUUAUGGCAAUUGCAAAAAAAUUGCCAAAGAAUGAACCACAGAGUACAGGAGCCAACUCUGCCCGAGGAAGAGGAGUAGACCUUACUGAACCCACACAACAACCCAAGAGUCAAUGUUGUAGUAACUAAAACAUCAAUUGCUCUAAACUGUUCUGAAUAUUCUUCUGCUUCCUAACUGUUAAUAACCAUGGAAUUGGAGUGCUUAACCUGGCCCAAUACAGCUUCCAAACAGCGAAGAGACUUACAAUAAUAGUCAAGUUUAUGAUACAGAAUUUCCUUUUGACCUAAAAUUUUAACAUGCAUGUAUCUGCCACUGUCUGUAAUGUUUCAGCAGUAGAGGAGUGAUGGAAGCGGAAUAAACUUCCUUCAGUUGAAAGGUUUUAAAAAUCACUCACCAGUAGGGAUAUAGAAGAACUACUUUCGAUGGACCUAAUUGGCCAGUUCCUGUAGCUUCAAUACUGAUUACUGUUAAAAUGAAUAGAAUUUGAUCUUUUCAUAAUUCUCAAUUGUGCUUUAAAACAGUUUUAGAAACAGGGUCUAAAAAUUAAACUUAUUCACAGUAUUGAUGCAACCAGUUGUUUCUGCAGGUAUCUACUGUUUAGUUAUACAUUCCAUAGUUUAAUAAUUUAAUUACAAAUACUUGCAUUAACAAUUUUAAGAACCCUAUGCUUGCAGGAAAGUGGAGUUUUAGUUGGUACACUGUAUGUAAAUUAUAUCAACCCAGUUAGUUGUCUAAAGCGAAUAGUGAUAAAUCAAGUUUAACUUCAUUUCUAAUCUGUUCAGAAGGUACAAACCAGUAAAUUCAACUUUGCAACAUAGGAUUUUUUUUCCUUUGCAAACUGUAAAGAGCUCUUCAAGUAAAACCACAACAAACUUGGUGUCUGUGACUUCUUUCUUGUUUUGAUCAUUGCUGGCCAUUACAGUUUGUUUUUCCCCUAAGGAAAAAAUAGUGCACUAACAAUUAUGGACAUUCAACUUGAUUUUGAAUUUGGAUAUUAAUGUACUGUAAAUAGGUACUCUGCAUUGUAGUCUACAUUUGUUUAAUACUUUCUGUAAUAUUUAAGAGUUGCUUAAAGGUAUACAGAAUGUACAGUUACUUAAAGCUAACUUUUUUCCUCUCUAAUCAAAGGGGGUUCUAAGUUCUUCCUUUACGGCUAGAACAGUAAUAAAUGAUGCUCCUGUAUCUGUAACAUAAGUACUGCUGUCUGUCAGUAAUGAACUUUGCAACUUUGUUUUCCAAAGUACAUUUUAUUUUGAUCUGUCCAGUAUAUUGCACUAAUUCUUUUAGUUAUUUUCAUUAUAUGAAAUCUACCAAGUGUGUCAGAAAAGAUGAAUUAGUCUAUUUAAAUGUUGAACUGAUAGCAGAAACUUACUUGUGCAGAUUUUAAAUUUGCAGUAAUCUGGGUUUAGCAAGGAAAAUGACAGUUCACCAGUGUUUAGUUUUAUAUUGAGGUGCUCAGGUUUGAAUAAAGUGGUUAAAAAAGAAA
Molecule: messenger RNA, 2420 nt
Organism: Anas platyrhynchos (mallard)
Lineage: Eukaryota; Metazoa; Chordata; Aves; Anseriformes; Anatidae
Gene: RAB5A
Product: RAB5A, member RAS oncogene family
Molecular function (GO): GTP binding; GTPase activity
Source: RefSeq, a predicted model, not a curated record